Rubroshorea leprosula is the source of this 3237-nucleotide messenger RNA. The record is from the annotation of a GenBank genome assembly. NCBI's taxonomy places the organism in Eukaryota, Viridiplantae, Streptophyta, Magnoliopsida, Malvales, Dipterocarpaceae.
GUUUUGCCUUUAGUUAACGCAAAAUUCAGAAAUUCAUUUCAUCCUCUUCGUCAUCUUCACUUCUCUGAACUUCAGCAGAUGGCUAAUGUCUCCGUUGCCGCCGAAUGGCAGCUCCUCUACAACCGCUACUACAGAAAACCCGAGCUCUACCCUAUGAAAUGGAAACACGUCGACUUGUCCAUCAACAAGGUGGCCUGCGCCCCCUUUGGUGGACCAGUCGCCGUGAUCCGAGACGAUUCCAAGAUCGUACAGCUCUACGCCGAAUCGGCCCUUCGGAAGCUCCGCAUCUUUAGCUCCUCCGGCGUCCUCAUCUCCGAAACUGUCUGGAAGCACCCCGGAGGCCGCCUGGUUGGUUUGUCGUGGACCGAUGACCAAACCCUAGUCUGCAUCGUCCAAGACGGCACCGUUUUUCGCUACAAUAUCCACGCGGAGCUUAUAGAGCCAAAUGUGUCUCUGGGCAAAGAAUGCUUCGAGCAAAACGUUGUGGAAUGUGUGUUUUGGGCCAACGGUGUUGUUUGCCUAACGGAGGUCGGGUCUAUGUUUUGCAUUCCGGAUUUCAAGGUAAUGCGGCCGUGUAAGCUGGCAGACACUGGAGCAGAGGAUUUGCCGCAUUCUACGGCAGUGAUCGAACCCCAAUACACGGUUUCGGGGAAUGUGGAGGUGUUGGUUGCGGUAGGGGAUGGAAUUUUGAUUGUGGAUGAAGAUGGGGUGCAGCAGGUGGAGGGGAAUCUGGUGGAGGGUCCAGUUCAGAAGAUGGUGAUUUCGUGGGACGGGAAGUAUUUGGCCCUUUUCACGCACGAUGGCAGGAUUUUGGUCACGGAUAUUAACUUCAAGGGAGUACUCUUGGAGUACAGUUGCGAGUCAGCCCUUCCUCCAGAGCAGCUAUCUUGGUGUGGAUUAGAUAGCGUACUGUUGUAUUGGGAUGAUAUGCUAUUAAUGGUGGGCCCCCAUGGAGAUCCAGUACGCUACUUUUAUGAUGAGCCCGUAGUUCUUAUCCCAGAAUGUGAUGCAGUGAGGAUUUUAACUAACUCAAGCAUGGAAUUUCUGCAAAGGGUUCCGGACUCCACUGUUUCUAUCUUUAAAAUUGGAAGCACAUCACCUGCUGCUUUGCUGUAUGAUGCCUUGGAUCAUUUUGACAGGCAAAGUGCCAAGGCAGAUGAGAAUUUGAGAUUAAUUCGCUUAUCCUUGCCUGAGGCUGUUGAAUUCUGUAUUGAUGCUGCUGGACAUGAAUUUGAUGUCUCACGUCAAAGGACACUCCUAAGAGCUGCAAGCUAUGGUCAAGCUUUUUGCAGCAAUUUUCAGCGUGAUCGUAUUCAGGAGAUAUGUAAAACUCUGCGGGUCUUAAAUGCUGUGCGGGAUCCUGAGAUUGGCAUCCCUCUUAGCAUUAAACAGUAUAAGUUGCUUACGCCAGCUGUUUUGAUCUCACGUUUGAUUAAUGCUCAUCGUCAUCUUCUUGCAUUAGAGAUAUCAAAGCAUCUUGGAAUGAGUCAAGAGGUGGUCAUAAUGCACUGGGCAUGUUCAAAAAUAACUGCUUCAUUAGCAAUUCAAGAUGCCAGUCUCCUAGAAAUUUUACUUGAGAAGCUGAAAAAGUGCAAAGGCAUAUCUUAUGCAGCAGUAGCUGCUCAUGCAGAUAAGAGUGGUCGUAGGAAAUUAGCUGCUAUGCUUAUUGAACAUGAGCCACGUUCCUCUAAACAGGUUCCUCUCUUGUUAAGCAUAGCUGAGGAAGAUACAGCUUUGGUGAAAGCCACAGAAAGUGGUGACCCUGACCUGGUCUACCUUGUGCUCUUCCAUAUCUGGCAGAAGAGGCCAGCCUUGGAAUUUUUUGGAAUGAUUCAAGCUAGACCACUGGCACGUGAUUUAUUUAUAUCUUUUGCACGGUGUUAUAAACAUGAAUUUUUGAAGGACUUCUUCCUCUCUACUGGAGAGCUUCAAGAGGUGGGAUUUCUUUUAUGGAAAGAAUCAUGGGAAAUUGAAAAAAACCCAAUGGCAAGUAAAGGAACUCCUCUUCAUGGUCCACGCAUAAAACUAAUUGAAAAGGCCCAGCAACUUUUUGCAGAAACUAAGGAACAUACGUUCGAGUCCAAGGCUGCAGAAGAGCAUGCUAAAUUAUUGAGAAUACAACAUGACCUAGAAGUAAGCACAAAGCAGGCCAUCUUUGUUGAUUCAAGUAUCAGUGAUACCAUACGUACAUGCAUUGUUUUGGGGAAUCACCGAGCUGCAAUGAAGGUGAAGACUGAAUUCAAGGUGUCUGAGAAGAGAUGGUAUUGGCUUAAAGUUUUUGCUUUGGCUACAAUCAGAGAUUGGGAUGCUCUAGAAAAGUUCUCCAAGGAGAAACGACCACCAAUUGGUUAUAGGCCAUUUGUGGAGGCCUGUAUUGAUGCAGAUGAGAAAGCUGAAGCUCUAAAAUACAUCCCAAAGCUUGCUGAUCCUCGAGAAAGGGCUGAGGCAUUUGCUCGUAUUGGAAUGGCCAAGGAAGCUGCUGAUGCUGCUUCCCAAGCCAAAGAUGGUGAAUUGCUUGGUCGAUUGAAACUGACAUUUGCACAAAAUGCAGCAGCUUCGUCACUUUUUGAUACCCUUCGAGAUAGAUUGUCUUUCCAAGGUGUUUCUUAAUUCUCUAUCUGUUUGUUCUUAUUAUUGGUUCCCCCAACUCCCAAAGACGUAUUUUUUUCUCUUGUAUUAUGCUGGUUUGUCGUUCUGCAAAGGAAAGAGAUAAGAUGUUGGUGGCUGUGCCCCGAGUGUAUAGGUCGAUGGAUUUUCUUCUUGGUGGACUACUUGUACUGAUGUAAUGCCAGGAAAUUAUUUUAUAGUGGUGUCAAACUUUUGUCCAUAUCAAUUCUCAGUUUUUGGUUUAUCUCGGUAUGGGCUAUGUAACGAACCGGUGAUGGCUCGAAUGCUUCAUCUGUACCUAGGAUUUGAACUUAAGGAGGCCUCCAAAUUGCAAGGUCUCUAUGUUAAACCACUGGAACCAUUUCUUGAAAAUUCCUGAGGUGGCUCGGGCAUGGCAAAAUUGAAUGUGGGGUGUGUCACUUGCUUUGUAGAAAGCAGGAUUUUUCGAAAGUACCCUCUUCUUUUGAGCACUCGACUUCCAUUGGGAUGGCUGUAAGAUUGUUCAUUGUAAAGUUGAGUUUGUGCUUUUAGAUGUAAGAGGGAGGAAUGCUUUCUUGUAAAUUGGGUUAUUAAUCUACUUUGGACAAUUCCCAGGGCUCUAAAACAUCAGCAUAAACUAGAAGCUUUAGA